ACGGCGCCGCCCGGUUUCCAUGGGAACGGGACGCCGUGCGCUUCUCGUCCGCGGCCCCCCGGUAACCGGGGCGGGGCCUCCGCCGUCGCGGGGUCCAUGGCGGGCGGGUGCCGGUCGUUGUGCUGUGGCGGCACCUCCCGCUCCUGUCGGCCGCCGUCGGCCCCGGUGGCUGAGGAGGAGCGGGGCGAUGCCGACGCGGCACUCCGGGAAGCUCGGCUGGCGGCGACCGAGGCGUGCCGGGCUGAGUACCGGGAAGCCGCCCGCCGGCUAGCCAGGAGGAACGCGGAGCUGCUGUGGCGGCAGCAGCGCGCCGAGAGGGAGGCGGCGGCCGUGGCGGCCUUCCUCACGAAGCAGGGCCGGGAGGAGGCGGAGGAGACUGAGAAACUGAAGCAGGAGCUGAUUGAUUUGAAGCAGCAAGCACAGGAAGAGAAGCAGCAGCUGUUAAAAGAGAGUAUGGAGAUCUCAAACAGGAGACAUCAGGAAGUGGUUGCGAGAAUGGAGAGGAGGUUUCUUCAAGAAAAGGAAAGACUGGAAGGUGAUGUUGAGAGAAAGCAGAUAAUGAUGGCAGAGGCUGCCCAGCAUGAGGCUGUUCUGCAGCUGAACAUCACUGGGAGAGAGGUGUUUAAGGAGAAUGUUCGUCUUCACUGUGCAUUUGCUUACCAGCUGAAAGAGACAAUGGAAUUGCAGAAAAUCAAACAGAAGUUAGAAGAGGACAAAACUCUUCUGUUACAGGAGAAGGAAACCCAUGAGGGUUUGAUUCAAAGAAAGAUCCUACAGAUCAAUCGCCAGAAAGCACAGAUUAGAGAGCUGCAGCAUAAAGUGGAAAAGCUGGAGACAGCCUUAUGUUGCAGGACCAGAGAAUCUGUGAGAGAGACUCAGAAAACACAGCAUCAGGCACUGAUAGAAAACCAGGCAAGCAUGGUGGAGAUCAAGAAACUGCAGCAACUACUAGAAAUGAAGGAUCGGGAGAUGAACCGAGUGAAGAAGCUAGCCCGGAAUAUCUUAAAUGAGAGGACUGAGGUGGAAAGGUUCUUCCUAGAUGCUCUGGAACAUGUGAAGCAGGAAAUCAUAUCCAGUAGAAAGCAUUAUAAGAAAAAGGCCCAAACUGCUUAUUACAGAAAAAUGAUGGAGGCAUGUGCAGGGAAGGAAGAAUUUCCCCAAAUCAAAACAUUCAAAAGCAACAUAAAUAGCACAAAUAGUGUGUACAGAGACCUAGAGGAAGCAGAGAAAUGCUACUGGGAAAAAAUCCAGUUUGAAAAGGUGGAUAUCAGCGAGUUGACAUGGGAACAAAAAGAACGUGUUCUGCGAUUGCUUUUUGCCAAAAUGAAUGGCACAAAUCCAUGGAAAUACACCAGAGUUUUGGCUACUUCACCUCCAGCUCCUGACGAUACUAAAGAAGAAAGCAAAAUUGGCACAGAAAAUACUUCUCCUGACCUAAUAUUCAUUACACAGCAGGCCAAAAUAUCAGAUUCAUCAUCUUCUUCUGCAGUAAUCCAUCCGUGUAUUCAGAAGUUAACACCACAGACAGAGUAAGGCAGCUGUAUGCUUCGCAGGAACAGCAGCCACAGCAAUUACCGCCUCAUCUGCACUUUUCAUUUUGGAAUUUGUCUUGUGAGCAAAGCUGUGAAUUCCAAAUCCUGUCUGCUGCACAGCUACUUUGACUAUGCGUUUGAAAUCCAUCUGAAAUACAGUUACUUUCCUCCUUCUUAAAGUAAAGAUUUUAUUCUUUCCCAAGCCAGGAGCCUGGAUGACCCUGUACAAUGCACUAGGAUUUGGACUGGUGGUUAGAACUCUGUACAUAGGUGUUGCUAUAAUGUGAUGAAGAUAUAUUUUCAGUUUAUAAUGAAGUAAUUUACGUGAAGUUUAUGAGUCUCUGUGACCAAAUGAUGUGUAUGUGGAAACAGCAACAAGGCUUUCCUUGAAAUGCUGUAUGAAGAAAUUAGAACAGAGGUCCCUGAAAUACUGUAAAAGGAGGCUGUAUACAUGGGUUACAGGAGUCACAGACCAGCCUCUGCAAAGAAGGGAAUAAAGUCAACAUCACACCUAUAUAAUGUCUUACCAAGAAACAGUCAUAUUCUGCAGAACUGUAUUAGCACAGUUUUAAUUUGUAAUCAAAUUGCGUGGUGAGAAUUUCCCUCUAGGGUAUAGCAGAGGAAAAAACCAAGCUACAAACAUCAGUGAAUGCACAGCAAUGGCACUAAUACAUAACUGCCAGUUACAAGGCAUCUUUACCAGAAGGCAGGAUACAAAGUGUUCACAUUCAGGUUGUUUAAUUAGAACAAGUCAUGGUUACAAUUAUUAGAAUAAUACUAUUUUCCAUGGGUGCUUGAAUGAGUUCCCUAUGGCUGCAUCAUCUUCCAGAAACCAGGAAUAAAAAUUUGGAGCUCUCCAGCUCCAAAUGCAUGGAUUCUUAAAAACAGGGUACACCAAGUCUUACCCUUCUCUUGUAAUGGGACCUGCAGUCCCUAGAGAACAUGACUGUUUGAGCAAAUGUGACAAGGAGUCAAUCAAUCAACAUAAGAAAUACAGCUGUAGUCAGGAAAACAGACCAACAGAGCAGGCCUGGCUGCUCUGGGAUUAAAAAAAUGUGUUCUUCCUUCCUACUGACCUGUCCACUUACUCUCCCCUCCAUCCAGACCCACAUGAUGCUGUGACACUAAGACACAUAUACAUGCUUCUCUCUGCUUCCACAGUUUCAUUAUGUUACAGGACCUGUAGGCACAUAUCUGUUAGCUCAGUAAAAGGCACCAAACAACUUUUGGGUGUAACGGAAUUGACAGCAAGCUGGAGAAUACAAGCCACAUGCACAACAGGAACAGAAGUUUUCAAGCCGUCAGAGGCACAGUGAAGGUCACGGUACCACACAGGUAUUUUUUUCAUCCUCAGACAAGCACACAAAUAUGCUUUCAUGAAAAAUCCUUUGAAAGCUAUUUCCCAAGUGUUUUGGAAACUGCUCAACAGAUGACACUGACAUUUUCGACUCCCAAACUUACUGUCUUCACUGUAUGUAAAGUCACUUCGAUGAGACACCCAAGGUGUCCCAGUUAUGUCACUUAAAAUGAGUCGUCAUCUUUGAGUAAGGUGAACUCAAAAUCUUAAGAUGUAAGAUAAAGAGGUAAAGAAAACUGCUACAGGAUGUAGCUGGGAGUGAGUAACUAAGGCUAAAGAUAUCAAAGUGAAAACCAGAGUAAUGUUCAAGUUCAGCAGGUCUGGAAAGAAAAAUGUAUUAAGACCAAUCUCACUGUCUGCCCUUUCAAUUAGAUAAGGUUGUUUCCUCUGUUGUAGGAAAAAAAUUGAGUUCAGCUAGCCUAAAACCACUGACAGCAACAGAAAACCAGACCGUGUGUUACAUGAGCCUGCCUGAUCUGCACACAGAGG
Messenger RNA from Phalacrocorax carbo (great cormorant), 3378 nucleotides. Lineage: Eukaryota; Metazoa; Chordata; Aves; Suliformes; Phalacrocoracidae. The record is from RefSeq and is a predicted model, not a curated record.